Messenger RNA from Poecilia latipinna (sailfin molly), 3160 nucleotides. It is a transcript of the gene rab19, whose product is annotated as RAB19, member RAS oncogene family. The transcript has 5 exons. Lineage: Eukaryota; Metazoa; Chordata; Actinopteri; Cyprinodontiformes; Poeciliidae. Gene Ontology annotation, molecular function: GTP binding; GTPase activity. The record is from RefSeq and is a predicted model, not a curated record. Bases 284 to 991 code for a protein of 235 amino acids.
GCUUGUCACAGCCAAAGAUAGAGCCCGGUUUGGCUCAAGUGGCCCUCACACUCACACAUUGUUCUGGGUCCAGCUGUGCCUUGUUCUUUUGUGGGCUGGGAUGACGACAGAAACGAGUGUGGGGGUGGGCAGAGGGAGAGAGAGAGAGAGAGAGAGAGAGAGAGAGAAUUGAUUCAGAGCAGAAUCCUCAUUCUGGGUUAGCAUCUCACUGUGAUGCCAAUGUGUGAAGCCUGAGGUACAGUGACCUCUUUUUAGACCUUGAGCAGAAAACUAAUAUCCCAAGAUGCAGUGGUGCAAGUGGGCUGGAAGCUGGAGGUCACAUUUGCCAAGACAGUCUGUCGAGUCAGAAGUUGAAGACUCCUUUGACUUUCUUUUUAAAAUCAUCCUGGUCGGGGACUCAGAUGUUGGAAAGACCUGCAUGGUGCAGAGGUUCAAGUCGGGUAUAUUCAUUGAGAAGCAGCAGAACACCAUUGGGGUUGACUUCACCGUUCGAACACUGGACAUUGAUGGAAAAAAGGUGAAGAUGCAGGUGUGGGACACCGCUGGACAGGAACGUUUCCGCACCAUAACACAGAGCUACUACCGCAGCGCACAUGGAGCCAUGGUGGCCUACGACAUCAGCCGCCGCAGCACGUUUGAAUCUGUUCCCCACUGGAUCAGGGAGGUGGAGCAGUACGGAGCAGCCAGCGUGGUAGUGAUACUUGUUGGUAACAAGUCAGACCUCCAUGCUCAGAGACAGGUGCUGUUUGAGGACGCAUGCACUCUGGCUGAAAAGAACAGCCUGCUGGCUGCUCUGGAGACGUCGGCUAAGGAGGCCCAGAACAUAGAGGCGGCCUUCACCCUCAUGGCUCGGGAGCUGCUGGCACGCAACGGCAUGGCCAUCACAGAUCAGAACUCUCUUUGCUCUCCCCAGUUCAUGCUGAGUGGUUGCUCUCACCCGAUUCAAGCCUCCGUUUCUGACGAUAAAAAGUGCGGGUGCCAAACAACCUGAGUCAGGUUUAGCAUUUGAUACAAAUUUGAAGAUGGCCUAAUGGAUUGGUUGUUCGACCAGGAAAGAACCUUCUUUGUAAAGACAAUGUUUGUAUGUUUGGUUUAGGUUGCGAGACAAAGAUUUUAUACAUUUUCUUGCCAUAGUAUUUAUGAAUCUUAUUGGGAUCUUUAACAGGUUUGUAACAUUCUUCCGGGGGCUUCUGACAACAAGCCACACCUUUGCCAGAGGACUUUGUACUAAAACCUCACCACAGUAAACACCGUUUUCACUCUACAUUUAGCUUCCUUUAUCUUUUUAUUUGCUCCUUUACAAAAUAUUGCUUUUACAGUACAUUACAAAGUGUCAGUCUGCAAGUUUCCAUCACUUUUAAAUCUUCAUUACAGAACAGGUGCAACUUUCUCCAUGUCAUUUAACCUAGCAAACAUUCAUGUUCACUUGUCAAACAGCACCUCAUUUUUAAUACACUCCAACAGUGCAAUUCUGUCAACUUUACAAAAGCAUAAAAAGAGAAUAAAAUCCAAAACACUGCAUUUUUCAAAGUCUAAACUAAAUAUUGGCAACUUAAUUUCCUGAGCAUUAACCCUGACUUAAAAACCAAUCGGGAUGGAAUAUAUCAACCAUCACAGUAUAAGAAAACAAAAGGGGGAUUUAUUUAGAAAAAUAAAAUUAAUCAUUUCAAUAAGUGCUUUUUGACCUUAAAAGCCUAAGGUCAAAACCACAUUUGUGCUAAUGUAGCCUUUGCUUUAAAUUGAUUCAAACAUUCUUCAACAUAUUGUGUACUGUAAAAAACCUGACAGCGAAUGUAAUUGGUUUAAAAGCAGGUAAAUGUUAUACAUUUUAAUGCAUAAAACCCUAUUUUUAGACUAAACAAAAAACAAUCAGGCAGGUUAGACUGACAGUUCCUCUCCAAAGUAUACACAAUUCUUUUAAAAAACAAAGUGUUUGCGAUGUGAACAGUUAGACUUUGAUUAAUAAUUUCAAAAUAUUGUGUGGAUACGCGAGAUUUACCCUGCACAUUUUAAAAACAAGAAAACAAAUGAGAAAAUAAUUAUUAAAAAAAACUGUAAACUUGGUAGAAUAAGUGUGCACACCCUUAAAAUAAUCACUGAAUCAUUUCAGUGAUUAUUCAUUUUAAUUUUUAGUAUUUACUCUAUGAAUUCACAUCCACCAUCAAUUAUUAUGAAACAUUAAAAUUCUGUUGUCUAACUAGAUUCUUCUGACAUUUCUGCAUUUGCAUCCUGUUGCUAAAGGGAUAGUCUGUAGAUGGCUUACAAAGGUUCAAAAGGACCCCAUGUUACAAAAGUAGCAGUCAGGAGAAGAGCAUACAAAAAAAACAAUUUACGAUAUAAAAUGCUUUUUGUGGUACAAAAAUGAAUAAUUGGAGAAAGUAUCAAGAGUACAAAGGUUAUUAAAACACUGCACUUUCCCCCAGAAUUUAUCAAAAGACACUAUUGACAUUCUUUUAUUUACAUGAACCUGAGGUUUUUAGUCAAUGCGGAUAAAGUUCUGAUUAAUUUCAAAUAUCAAGGAGAUGUCUGCUUGAGAGUUAAAAGUAAAAUGUUUUACACAGUGAAUCUAUGCCAGGGAUCUCCAGCUCUAGUUGUUGAGAAACACUCUCCUACUACUCAAUUAUCUCCUCAAUACUUCUUUAGGUUCUGCAGAGACGUGUUGGUGAGCCAUAAAUUUAAUUACAAAAUAAAGUUUAGGGAAACUCUAGCCAGAGACCAGAGGUCUUUGGUGUCAACUAAAGUGGGCUAUGGAAAAUGGAUGCAUUCCUACAUAUCGAGAUCUGGAGAACGUUUGAGAAUCUGGAGAAGAGUGAAAGAAAACACCAUCAAGUCAAGAUGUGGUAUUGUGAUUCCUACUAAAGAAGGCUGAAUGCUGAAUUAGUGCAAAAGGAUUAGCUUAAGGUUGUGCACACUUAUGCUUUUUUUAAACAGGUUUCUUUGUUUUUCCGAAAGCAAACAAAUCCAUACAUGAUAUGUGCCACAUUAAUGGUGGAAAGAGUUUUCAAAUGUUUCAUCAUGCUCCCUUUUCUUCAAUAUCAUAAAACCUGACAUGUAGACUUUAAGAGCCACUGUAAAUUGUAGUGUUAAGGUUAUAACUGCUUGUUGCAUAUACUCUGAAUUGCACAGUAACAGCCAAAAUACAAAGAAAGGUUUUUUUUUU